AUGGAGGUUGAGGAGUACGUUGAGCAGUUCAACGAGGGGAAAGAGUGCCCUCGAUCCGCGCAACGGCCUGUCUCCGAAACGCAAAACACAGUUCUCUACACUGUGCUGACCACAGAAGAAGUCGACUCCUCCAUACGAGAGUUUUCGUAUAUCUGGUCUCCGGGAGGCUUCGAUAUCGGAGAACCUGAUACCAAUCGGCUCGGUGGCGGAGAUGGGUCGUGCCAUAUCGCAAUUUUUAAAAUCGACACAGAGAACCCAGAUACCCAGCAAAAGAAGCCCGAAGAAUAUGAACACUCUGUGGCAGUGGAUAUACAAAACGACCAUCACCUGCCAACCCUCCCUGCGACCUGUUACUCCGCGAAUCAGGAAGAGUCAUCUUUGGAUUGCUCGAAAAGUCAUCGACGAGAUAGCUCCAGUGUUUACACUCCCAUCCGCCGGUGUCCGACGGCUACUGAACCGAGUGCUGAUAAUCGCUCGAUAUCAUGUGGAAGUCACAAAUUCGAUGGAUUCACCAAAGGGCCCCCUACAGAGGAUGAUAGAAGCGCAAACUACUCGGACUGCCUUCAAGGUGGACAGACCUAUUGCAACAAUCGAUACAGGUUUGCUAAAGCAGAAUCCGUGUCGCUGCCUGCUCAUGACAGAAGGCCACACUGUCAAGAAGAUAUCUCCUACUGGCAGGAUGCAUCGAGAGGCAUACAAUCGUCGGAUCUUCCGCGAUUUCAAGUGGACCUGCCAUUACCCCGAUCACGCUCUGUAGGGCGUCGGCUUAUCUCUAGAAUGAAGUUCUGGAACGCUUCUAAAGAGGAUAGCGCGAGCUCGAAACCACGAAGCUAUAUGUCAAAUUCCAAACGAAGCAUCACUGCGUCCAUUGCCAGUUCUUGGUCUAGAAAAGCGAAGGGAUAUUUGAAAAAAGCCUCGUCGAGGGACACAUAUCUGGCAUCGAGAAGGGCGAAGAGCUCGCAACCCUCGAUUCGAACGGUGUCGCCUAAGUCUAUAUUCUCACGAGUCCAAAAAUCAUCUGCUUCGAACUACUCGGAUUUCAUGACCGAGUUGAACUCUAGAACAAGAGUCGCGGUAUCCACGCCCCCUCCAGAAACAUCCCUAUCCACUUGCUCUAAAGAACUUCCAACUUUGGAUUUGGAGAUCCAGAUGCCACUAGGCGAACCCCGUCCGUUCCAAUGCACUUUUUGCUUGAUGCAAUGGGAGAAUAAGGAAGAAUGGGCGUACCAUGAGGCUGCUUUCCACAUGAGGCCUUAUGGAAACCUCUAUUCCCAGGACGAAGGCGUCGUUACGCACGAUGAUGUGAUGUUUUCAAUGUCUGACGUCGUCUCCACGUUUAGCAGGUAUGAGAAUCAAGAACCUUCCCACGACGCCGAAGCAGCUGCAGAGAAAUGUAUUAGCUUUGGGUAUCAUCUUUAUUCAGACAAUCCACAGGCACUUGAAGGGCCCAAAAGAAUAGAUUCUUGGAACUGGCUCGAGAAAAGAAGCAACUGGUUUUGGAAUUGCGGGUUCUGUGAGCUUAUUCUACGAACUUGGGCCGAGCGACAAGAACAUGUCGCUGAGCACUUUGAGCAAGGCACGACAAUGAUCUCCUGGAAUCCACUUCGGUCUCCGUAUCCGAUUUCAAAGUUCACCAUGACACCCGUUGAAGGCUUUCCACCUUGGGACCUCUCCCCAUUACACUGUCUCCAACAGCCUGGUUUCCAAGAUGAAGUCUAUCGUGCCAGCCAAUGUCCGCCCGAACUCAAAUGUCAAACCUGCGAAAAACAUUUCCCCGACACGAACGCCUCCAUCCAACACACCAAGCUCUGGCACAACACCCCAGAAAGCUGGAUCUGCCCCGGUCCUGAGCACGCCAGCAACCCAGGUGUAUUCUUCGACACCGAAAUAUAUACUGAAGACGCAUCAGACCUCGCGUCUCUCAAUCUCGAUGAGAAUCCUAACAUCCAAGCCGACCAGGCCUCCGUCAACGCAAAAAAGGUCUAUACAUACGACUACUGCCUGUGCUGCGGAGAGAUAUUUUCUGAAUCCCCAGCAGACUGGAGCGCACGCAAGCAACAUCUCCGAGACGUGCACUGCAUAUGCGAGACGGACGAUAUUGGCUACGAUCACAAGCACAAUAACGGUGAACCAUUCUAUCGCGAAGAGCUAUUCUCGUUGCACUUGGCGAACUGCCACAACGUGAGGUUGGAGUAUUUGACGGAGUUUACGGAAAUCUGUCGCAAAAAAGCCCAACCACCGGUGUUGAUGGUUCAGUCGGGACAUUUGAAGGCGUGAAGGCAUCAUCUCUUGUAUAAUAGUUCCCCUUUUUUCUUUUUUCCUUUUCCCCCCCCAAAUUCUCUUUCUACAAAUUUCAUGUGAUGGUUGGCAGCGAUGUUUGCAUUUAGGUAUCUUUGUAUUUAAAAGCAGCGAUAUGCAUACUGGGAUAAAUCCAGCAAGAACGGCGUACAUUGAUAUUUCUCUACGGAGUGACUAGCGACGAACAUAAAAUAGAAAAAUGAGAAUAAGAAAGUAGUUAAAUUACAGGC
This is a messenger RNA of Coccidioides immitis RS, 2528 nucleotides long. RefSeq lists its product as uncharacterized. NCBI's taxonomy places the organism in Eukaryota, Fungi, Ascomycota, Eurotiomycetes, Onygenales, Onygenaceae. Bases 1 to 2277 code for a protein of 758 amino acids. The record is from RefSeq and is a predicted model, not a curated record. The transcript is spliced from 5 exons.